GCGCGCACUAAAAAGGAAAAAACAGAACCUUUCACUUCACUCGAAUCGAAACAACUUCCUCUCUCUCUUCUCUCUCCUCCCAUGGCGACGGCGGAGGUGGCCGAGUCCCGAAAGGUUCCCCGCCCAGGCCGCGGCGGCGUCGUAUCCCAUAACCUCACCGAAGAAGAAGCCAGGGUAAAAGCCAUAGCCGAGAUCGUCAACAACAUGGUCGACCAAUCCCGUCGAGGCGACACCGUCAACCUCAACGCCCUCAAGUCCGCUGCCUGCCGCAAGUACGGCCUCUCCCGUGCCCCCAAGCUCGUUGAGAUGAUCGCCGCGCUGCCCGAGUCGGAGCGCGAGUCGCUCCUCCCCAAGCUCAAGGCCAAGCCCGUCCGCACGGCGUCCGGCAUCGCCGUCGUCGCCGUCAUGUCGAAGCCGCACCGGUGCCCGCACAUCGCCACCACGGGGAAUAUCUGUGUUUACUGUCCCGGUGGGCCCGAUUCGGAUUUUGAGUACAGUACGCAGUCGUAUACGGGGUACGAGCCCACCAGCAUGCGGGCGAUUCGUGCCAGAUAUAACCCAUAUGUUCAGGCCAGAAGUAGGAUAGAUCAACUGAAGCGAUUGGGUCACAGUGUCGAUAAGGUUGAAUUUAUCUUGAUGGGAGGUACUUUCAUGUCAUUGCCAUCAGAUUAUCGUGACUAUUUUAUAAGGAAUCUUCAUGAUGCUUUAUCGGGGCACACUUCUGCUAAUGUUGAAGAGGCAGUUUCCUACUCUGAGCACAGUGCUACAAAGUGUAUUGGAAUGACCAUUGAAACGAGGCCCGAUUAUUGCCUUGGACCUCAUUUGAGGCAGAUGCUUUCUUAUGGUUGUACACGGUUGGAGAUUGGGGUUCAAAGUACGUAUGAGGACGUGGCUCGUGACACCAAUAGGGGCCACACAGUAGCUGCUGUGGCUGAUUGCUUUAGCUUGGCAAAGGAUGCUGGUUUCAAGGUUGUUGCUCAUAUGAUGCCCGAUCUUCCAAAUGUUGGAGUUGAAAGGGACAUGGAAAGUUUUAAGGAAUUUUUCGAAAGCCCUUCAUUCAGAGCUGACGGGCUUAAAAUCUAUCCCACACUUGUCAUUCGUGGAACUGGACUCUAUGAGCUUUGGAAAACUGGCAGGUAUAGAAACUACCCACCUGAGCAACUUGUGGACAUUGUAGCUAGGAUCCUAGCCAUGGUACCCCCUUGGACACGUGUUUAUAGAGUUCAGAGGGAUAUUCCGAUGCCACUGGUUACUUCUGGGGUUGAGAAAGGAAAUCUUCGCGAGUUAGCUUUAGCUCGGAUGGAUGAUUUGGGCUUGAAAUGCCGAGAUGUUCGAACACGUGAAGCUGGAAUACAGGACAUUCACCACCAAAUAAAGCCAGAAGAAGUUGAACUUGUUCGACGUGAUUAUUCUGCCAAUGAAGGCUGGGAAACUUUUCUUUCCUAUGAAGAUACACGCCAGGACAUUCUUGUUGGGUUACUGCGCUUACGAAAAUGUGGGCGGAACGUAACUUGCUCAGAACUUGUUGGGAGGUGUUCUAUCGUUCGCGAACUCCAUGUGUAUGGGACUGCAGUUCCAGUUCAUGGGCGGGAGGCUGAUAAGCUGCAACACCAGGGUUACGGCACACUUCUAAUGGAGGAGGCUGAGAGGAUCGCUCGUAUGGAGCAUAGGUCAACAAAGAUAGCUGUAAUUUCAGGGGUAGGGACCCGUCAUUAUUAUAGGAAAUUGGGAUACGAGCUUGAAGGUCCUUACAUGGUAAAAUGCCUAGUGUAAACAGAUGGAUGGUCGAUGCAACACAAUUUUGUAAUGUAUGUUUUGUAGUUAAAGGGUUUGCUUGACAUGCAGAUUAUUUGUAGUAUUCCAUUUUGUAUAUUUGGACGUUGUUUAUGCCCUUGCCGUUUUCCCCUGAAUUUUAGUACUGGUGCCAAAUAUGUAUCAUUGAGCUAAACAAGGUUUACUUCUUGACUUCUGUUUUAGGGUUAUGAACUGUCGACAAAAUGGUUGUCCCUUCGCUCAAAA
Rhododendron vialii is the source of this 2019-nucleotide messenger RNA. RefSeq names its product elongator complex protein 3. Lineage: Eukaryota; Viridiplantae; Streptophyta; Magnoliopsida; Ericales; Ericaceae. Bases 82 to 1773 code for a protein of 563 amino acids. Gene Ontology annotation, molecular function: acyltransferase activity, transferring groups other than amino-acyl groups; iron-sulfur cluster binding. Gene Ontology annotation, biological process: tRNA wobble base 5-methoxycarbonylmethyl-2-thiouridinylation. Gene Ontology annotation, cellular component: nucleus; elongator holoenzyme complex; cytoplasm. The transcript has 9 exons. The record is from RefSeq and is a predicted model, not a curated record.